AUGGACCAGGGCCUGCUCCGACCGAGGGCAGCCAGUCAGUCGGCGCUGCUGCCGCGCCACGGGGUGGAGUCAGUCGUGGCCGCGCCAGCGGCUUCUCUCGCUGGUCGGCGCUACUGGCGACUGUGGUUGCUGAGACUCUUGCUGCUGACGGGGGCGCUCUACGUUGUGUUGCUCGUCUGCUGGAAUGCCAGGCAGCUCGAAGUCCUGGGCCUCUCAAGCUCCAGCGCCGCUUCUGCGGCACAACUGUCGGCUAGGGAGAUCUCGAUUCGAGCUGCUCUAGCGGUGGCUCGGCAGCAGGAGGCCGAGAUGCAAGCUAAGAUGGCGCCGACGGACAAGAAGGACAAGAAGAAAGUGGACGCCCGUUUGAGAUGUCGGGGCUGGAAGGCCACGAGCGACUGCAACCCCGACGGCGAGCGACUGCCGGAGCUGGAUUUGCCCUGCGGCAAACCGGUGCCCGUCGAUCAGUCCGGGUACUGCGAACUCGAGGACAAAGACACGGGUGAAGUCUUCCAGGUGGUGAAGCGCGCCUGCAACAGCGUGAGAGAGGACGCGAGGUUCCGCUGCCUCGACGCCGCCGAGUUUGUCAAGUUCCCCAUCAGAGCGAAGGAGGUGGCGAAGAAAGCGCUAGCCCCUGGUUACGCACUGCCGCACGUGGUGCCCGAGGUUCCUGGUGUGAACUCGAACCAAUCCAGAGGCCAAGAUGGAAUUGUCAUGGUUGUAUAUCCAAGGCUACUAGCGAGCGCCUACGCUACUGUGCGAGCUCUACGAGACGUGAUGGGCUGCCAGCUGCCGAUUGAGCUCUGGUACCGUCCUGACGAAAUGAGAUCUGUGCGCAAAGGUUUGGUGCCGCUGAAGAAGCUGGCCGAGUCGGUUGGGGGCAUCGCGUUUCACGAGAUCAACGACGCUCGAGCAUUCGGCUACGGGGCGAAAGUGUACGCCAUUUACCACAGUUUCUUCGAGCGGGUGUUGUUCCUUGACGCCGACAAUGUUCCUGUACGGGACCCGAGCUUCCUGUUCCAGUCUGCCGAGUUCUUGGAGACCGGCGCUGUCUUCUGGCCAGACUUUUGGCACCCUGACAACACCAUCUUCAACAUCCACCGCCAGUCCCUCGUGUGGCAAUUCCUCGACCUCCCGUUCCAGGACAUGUUCGAGCAGGAAAGUGGCCAGCUCCUCAUCGACCGACGGCGCCACACUGCGCCCAUGGAAGUGCUCUCGUUCUACGCCUUCCACCGCCCAAAUCUCUUCGACAACUUCAAACUCGCGCACGGCGACAAGGACCUUUUCCGCUUCGCGUGGAUGCACCAGAACGCGUCGUUCCACAUGAUGCAAGCGCCGCCUGCAGUCGCUGGCAAAGUGGUCGACGGCAACUUCUGCGGUAUGACGAUGGUGCAGCACGACGUUCAGGGCGAGGUUCUCUUUUUGCAUCGGAACUCGCACAAGCUCACGGGUGUGCGGACACAAGAAGUCGAGGGCGUUCGUGCUGAAGCUCUAGCUAAAGCACAGGAGAAGCUCGCGGCUGUGACGGCCAAGACGGGCCACAGUCGAAUGACUCCCAAGUGGAGUGAAGUAGAGGCCGAGAUUGCAGCGACGACACAGGCAUCCACGCUGGAAGCACCCGAGUCCGACGAAUACCCGGACGAGAUGAUCUGGACGCACUUGCUGUCCUUCAAUAGCACCGCCGAACGCGCAGACUACGUGAUCGAGGCGUAUAAUGCGGACCCACAGUUCCCGAAAGAGCAGCACUGCUACGGGCAGCGCCACAUCGGCUCGAACCCGAACUUCCACGCCAGAGAGAUCGCUAGUCUGAGCUUCGCUGGACUGGAAGCUGACUUGCGUCGGUUUGCCAAGGAGGCAGCAGAGCAGGCGGCUCAGAAUGCUCGAGCGUAG
Messenger RNA from Phytophthora sojae, 1887 nucleotides. RefSeq lists its product as hypothetical. Gene Ontology annotation, molecular function: alpha-1,2-mannosyltransferase activity. Gene Ontology annotation, biological process: mannan biosynthetic process. The transcript has 2 exons. The coding region runs from base 1 to 1887 and encodes 628 amino acids. The record is from RefSeq and is a predicted model, not a curated record. Gene Ontology annotation, cellular component: Golgi apparatus. NCBI's taxonomy places the organism in Eukaryota, Oomycota, Peronosporomycetes, Peronosporales, Peronosporaceae.